Molecule: messenger RNA, 726 nt
Organism: Mycotypha africana
Lineage: Eukaryota; Fungi; Mucoromycota; Mucoromycetes; Mucorales; Mycotyphaceae
Exons: 6
Coding region: 1-726 (241 amino acids)
Source: RefSeq, a predicted model, not a curated record
AUGGAAACAGUUAGCACUUUUCCCCAGGGAUUCUUCUUCAUUCGCUGUAAAUCUCAGCCUUUGGCUAUCGAUGUCAGCAAUGGCAGUAUGACAGUAAGAUCCUUUUAUAUCAUAGGUAUUGAAAGGGACAAACCCAUAAUUCAAUAUGCUCGUAAACCUGGAUUGGCACAUAACCAAAGAUGGAUUUAUAAAGAGGGUUUUAUAUCCCCAACGACAGCACCACAUUUAGUUUUGGAUAUCAGGAAUUCAGAAUUCAAGAACGGAAAUACAGUCUUUUUAAAUAGCAAAAGUGUCCAUUCUAAAACACAACAAUGGAUAAUUCAACCCUUUGAGAAUGAAAAGUCAGCCGCAGAAUUGGCUUUACUGAGGCCAUCUCCACUUCAAAGAAACUCAACCUUUCCACGACAGGAUGAAUUAUACGAUUGUUAUCGAAUGGUUUACUUGGAAUCAGCGCAAUCUGUAACCACUGAGCAAUUAGCCGGUGCAGCAGCGUUCAAAGUAAGAGCAGUAGGAAUGAAAGAUUAUAUUCAAGCAUAUAAACAGAGCCACAACAAUGAGCCAAUUGUAGCUAAUGAACAAACAAGACAGGAAUUGAUUAAUUAUGUCCGAAAUGAGGUCAUUAGAUCACUUGAUGCUAAGCAGAUUGAAUUUCAUGCGACCGAUAUUAUUGAUUCAGCUGCAAAUGUCGCAGAAAGUUACUUCAGUCGCGAGUACAGUACUUAUUAA